UCCCGCGCGAUCUUGUGGGCCGUGGGGCAGUCACCAAGUUUUAAAUGCCUUGGAGGUAGGGCGGGGAAACUGCAAAGCUCUGCUCAAUCCUCGCUACCCUCCCGGAAAAGAGAAGACUACAAGGAGUCGGGAGAGUUUCUCGGAACACCGCCGAAAUUUCAGUUUCAUUCUCCUUCAGUUUGUCUUUUUGAAGUCACUUCCGCCUUGGGGCGGACACUAGCUAAAACCUGUGGCGGGAGUUGGAGAUUCUGCAGCGAGUGCACCAGGUGUGGCGGUCUGACGAAUGGCGUGGCGGGCUAGUCGAAUCAUCAUGCCUGAUGUUCAUACCAUAAAAAAGUCUCAUAUACCACAGAGUUCUUUGACAAGUGACUCUCAUAGACAGCUGGAGUUUUUACCUGACAAACUAAGAGCAAAACUACUUCCUUUCCAGAAAGAUGGCAUCACUUUCGCCCUUGAAAGAAAUGGCAGGUGUAUGGUGGCUGAUGAAAUGGGUCUAGGAAAGACAAUCCAGGCAAUUGCCAUCACUUACUUUUAUAAGGAGGAGUGGCCUCUUCUGAUAGUGGUCCCGUCAUCUCUGAGGUACCCUUGGACAGAAGAAAUAGAGAAAUGGAUUCCAGAACUAGGACCAGAAGAAAUUAAUGUUAUUCAGAAUAAAAAUGAUGUUUGGAGAAUAUCAAUCAGCAAAGUGACAGUUCUGGGCUAUGGUCUUUUAACCACAGAUGCAGAGACUUUGAUAGAUGUACUAAAUAACCAGAACUUUAAAGUAGUUAUAGUGGAUGAAUCACACUACAUGAAGUCCAGAAAUGCAACCCGCAGCAAGAUUUUAUUGCCAUUAGUACAAAAAGCCAAACGUGCCAUUCUUCUUACAGGAACUCCGGCUUUGGGAAGACCUGAAGAGCUCUUCAUGCAGAUUGAAGCUCUCUUUCCACAAAAAUUUGGAAAAUGGACCGAUUAUGCCAAAAGAUACUGUAAUGCACAUGUCAGAUAUUUUGGUAAAAGGUCUCGGUGGGAUUGUCGAGGGGCAUCAAAUCUUAAUGAACUCCAUCAGCUAUUAAGCGACAUAAUGAUUAGAAGAUUAAAGACUGAAGUUUUAACCCAGCUGCCCCCCAAAAUCAGACAGCGUAUUCCAUUUGAUGUUCCAGCAGCAGCCGCUAAGGAAUUGAAUUCCAGCUUUGAAGAGUGGGAAAAAUUAAUGAGAGCUCCGAGUUCUGCUGCUGAGACUAUCAUGGGGCUAAUUACACGAAUGUUUAAACAAACUGCUAUUGCCAAGGCAGGUGCUGUCAAAGAUUAUAUUAAGAUGAUGCUUCAGAACGAGACCCUUAAAUUUCUGGUUUUUGCUCACCAUUUAAGCAUGUUGCAGGCUUGCACAGAAGCUGUCGUAGAAAACAAGACCCGUUACAUUAGGAUAGAUGGAAGUGUUCCAUCUUCUGAAAGAAUACAUCUGGUGAAUCAGUUUCAAAAGGAUCCUGAUACUCGUGUGGCUAUCCUAAGCAUUCAGGCUGCUGGUCAGGGUUUGACAUUUACUGCUGCAACUCAUGUUGUUUUUGCUGAGUUGUACUGGGACCCUGGACAUAUAACACAGGCGGAGGACCGUGCUCAUCGAAUUGGACAGUGCAGUUCCGUGAAUAUUCACUACCUGAUUGCAAAUGGUACUUUAGACACCCUUAUGUGGGGAAUGUUGAAUCGCAAGACUCUAGUCACCGGGAGAACCCUGAAUGGGAGGAAGGAGCAAAUACAGGCGAAGGAAGAUGAUAAGGGAAAAUGGGAUUUCCUGCAGUUUGCCGAAGCCUGGACUCCAAGUGAAAGUUCUGAAGAGUUCAGGAAUGAAAUUUUGCUCACUCAUUUUGAAAAAGAGAAGCAGCAUGAUAUUCGGUCAUUCUUUUCACCAAAACCAAAGAAAGGACAAUUGGUGACUUCCUGCAGUGAACCAAGUAUGUUCCAGGAGGAAAACACUGGAGUGUCAGCCAGCCCUGGCAGAACAAGCACAAGAGAUGUUGUUGAUCGUGAAAGUAAUUGGGAACCUGAAGCUAAAAGACUGAAAUUGGAACCACACUGCAGGCCCUCGGCAGGGAAACCAGCGAGACCUCAGCAAGACCAAGGUCCAUUCCUGUGCCAGGAGCAGGAAGCUGAGGCCCAGACAGCUGCCCUGCCCCUUCCCAAAAUGGGCUGGCAAUGUGGAUUCUGCACCUAUAUCAAUAACUCAUUGCUACCUUAUUGUGAGAUAUGUGAGAACCCUCAAGGCAGUGCUGAUAGCCGCAACCAUACCCAGGAGAAAAAGGAAAGCAAGAUAGUUAUUUCUAAGAAUGAUGCUUCAGAAAAAGUUUCGACUCAUUCUGACUGUGAAACACGAGCCCUUGGACGGUCAGAACCAGAGCCACUGCCUACAGGCAAAGAAGAAACACCGACAACACUGGAACCAUGGGAGGGACUCAUGCCCGAGCCCCACGCAAACCAAUCAGAGAGUUCUGAGGCUCUGCCCGUCUAUGACACCUUAAUGUUUUGUGCAAGUAAGAAUACUGACCGAAUUCACCUCUACACUAAGGAUGGAAACCAGAUGAACUAUAAUUUCAUUCCUUUGGAUAUACAAUUAGACCUUUGGGAAGAUUUACCAGCAAGUUUUCAGCUGAAACAAAAUCGCUCCCUGAUUUUGAGGUUUGUUCGAGAAUGGAAUAGUCUAACUGCUAUGAAGCAAAAAGUAAUCCGGAAAAGUGGGCAGCUGUUCUGCAGCCCAAUUCUUGCUUGGGAAGCAAUCACAAAGCAACAGACCAAACCGCACAGUACCAAAAGGUACAUAACCAAGGAAGAUGUUGCUGUGGCCUCCAUGGACAAAGUGAAGAAGGACGGGGGCUACGUCCGUCUGAUCACAAAGGACUCCCGGUCACAGGACCCUUCUUCAAAAGAAUGUCUUGAAGGUGGAACCUGUGUCCCAUUUCUCGAUCCCUGCGCAGCCCAAGUAGAUCUUGCUGUGACACCUCCCUCCAAAGGCUAUUUGCAAGCUGUGGAUAAUGAGGGGAAUCCACUCUGCCUUCGCUGUCAGCAGCCCAUUUCCCAAACUAAGCAAAACUGCAAAGGGAACCCUUGGGGUUCACAGUUUUGCUCUCUGCCGUGUCAGGAAGAGUUCUGGAUUCGAUCUAAUAACAGUUACCUACGAGCCAAAGUCUUUGAAAUUGAACAUGGUGUGUGCCAGCUGUGUCAUCUGAAUGCACAAGAGCUCUUUCUACGAAUGAAAGCUGCCCCUAAAAGUCAAAGGAAGAAUCUCCUGGAUAUUACCUGGAUCUCAAAACUCCCAUUAGAACAGCUUAAUGAAAUGAUAAGAAACCCCGGGGAGGGGCAGUUCUGGCAGGUGGACCACGUGAAGCCGGUGUUCGGCGGGGGAGGGCAGUGCUCCCUGGACAACCUGCAGACUCUCUGCACCAUCUGCCACAGAGAGAGAACUGCCAGACAGGCCAAGGAAAGAAGCCAAAUGAGAAGAUUAGCACCAAAGCAUGGAUCCGACAUCACACGGUUUUUGGUAAAGAAGUGAACUAUAAGAAUUCUGGGGACAGGGAAUGUGAUUCAGUGGUAAGGUUCGUAUGUUACAUACUGGAGACCUUGGUUCAGUCCCCAGCACCACGAAAAUAAUUUUUAAAAAGAAGACAGAUGGUGUAUAUAUAGAAAAUUUAAUACAGAUUUUUGUUGGUUUGUCUAACAUAGGGUAAAAUUUUUUGAAUAAAAGUCAAAGAUUUCGCUUCCCUCUCAUAUUAAAUACCUUAUGUGUUUUUGUAAGCAUCAGACAGAUACUGAGAUGCAAAACUAAAUAUUUCUGUGAUUGUGCUGGUUUCAUACAAACUCGCAGUCAUGUUUCAGUGAGAUUUUGUUGUGCGUUCCUUUCCCUUGGCCCACCGUGAUCAUGGUAUGUAUUUAGAUUAAACAUACAAGUUCUAUUUUUUUUUUUUUUUUUUUUUGCUUUUUGGGUCACACCCGGCCAUGCGCAGGGGUUACUCCUGGCUCUGCACUCAGGAAUUACCCCUGGCCAUGCUCAGGGGACCAUAUGGGACGCUGGGAUUCGAACCCGGGUCGGCCGCGUGCAAGGCAAACGCCCUACCCACUGUGCUAUUGCUCCAGCCCCACAAGUUCUAUUUUUAAAUGACCUGAAAACUUCACCUGAAUUAGUAUUAGUUCUGGAUUGCUCUGGGAAUAUACAAGAAAUAGUGUAAAACCAUAAAGGAAAUUUCAAAGGUGAAUCAAUCUUAUUCAGGAAUUCUGAGCCAACUGUGACCAGCCUGGUUUGUAUGCCGGGACACCCUCAUCCUGAAUUCUCCAAAAUUUUCAAUGUACCCUUUUUUGAAUUGUUUUUAUUAAUACUUUUAUUUGAAAUGAUACCUUUGAAAAUAAGCCAAUUAUACCUUUGUGGAAAGUUUGGGGCCUGGGAUAAAAUAAUUAUUAAAAGUAUUAAAAAAGCAAAACAUAGAAGGAAAAGUACCUUUUAAACUUUAUUUUUUAGUUUGUUUUAAUGUACAAAAUUGGGCUUUUUUUGAAGCCUAUUAUCAAGAAUCCUUUAUGUCCUGGCUUUUUAUUUUCUGAUUUACCAAUCCUGUAUCUCUAAGACCUCAUUUAAGAGCAGUGACGAUAACACUUUUUGUAUAAGUAUGACCAGAUGCGAUGUUUUAAAAAUAGUCAUGAUAUUAAAAUGUUGAUAUUCAAAAAUAAAAGUGAUUCUAAAGCAAAAAAUAGCAUCAUCCUAUAAUAUGCUAGAAUCACGAGCACAGGGAGUCUGGGUACACGAAAUAUAGGUCCUGGGGCUGGAGCAAUAGCACAGCAGGUAGGGCAUUUGCCUUGCACGUGGCCGACCCAGGUUCAAUCCCCAGCAUCCCAUAUGGUUCCCCAAGCACCACCAGGAGGAAUUCCUGAGUACAAAGCCAGGAGUAACCCCUGAGAAUCACCGGGUGUGACCCAAAAAGCAAAAAAAAAGUAUGUAGGUCUUUUCACAAGUGGCAUAUUUGUAAAUAAUGUAGCACUGUAGCACUGUCCUCCCCUUGUUCAUGAUUUGCUCAGGCAGGCACCAGUAAUGUCUCCAUUGUGAGACUUGUUACUGUUUUUGGCAUAUUGAAUGCGCCACGAGUAGCUUGCCAGGCUCUGUCAUGCGGGCAGGAUACUCUGGGUAGCUUGCCGGGCUCUCCAAGAGGGGCAAAGGAAUUGAACCCAGGUCGGCUGCGUGCAAGGCAAACGCCCUACCUCCGCUAUUGCUCCAGUCCUUUUAAAUAAUAUUUUGAUAUAAAUUAAGAUGAGCACUUUACAUUUAAACAUUGGCAUUUUACAACAUGAUGGACUUGUUUUUAGAAGGAUUUAUAUAGUCAAAUUUUCCUUCUGGAGUUGUUAUUAAGUAUGUAACUAUCUUAUUGGAUGAAAUCAGAAAUUGUUACUUACCUCCCAUUAGAUUAGGCUUUGGUCUCCUUUCUGCUGUGUUGGCCAGUCACUCAGAGUUUUCUGCCUCAUUGCCACAGUAACCUCAUGGCUAAAAGCAGAACGCCUGCACACUGCAUUUCCUUCAACAUGGGGUCUUUUCAAGGACAGCUUUGGUCUAAGUAGGUCAGGUUUGAGUGGAACUUGAUCUUUAGAUCAAACUAAUACUGCAAUUAUAGGAGAAAGUACUUACGAUGAUAUGAAGUGAAAUGACCUAUGAAGAUGAUCUUUUCUUUGCAAAAUUUCAAAUUUUAUUAUUAAAAACUUAAUCAGAACAGCAAAAUUAAUAAAAUAGGAAUAAAUUUAAUCAGAAUGGUAAAAAACUACAGGACUUGAAUGAAAUGAAAAAAGAUAUGAGAGGAAAGAUAGUCUGUGAUCAUCGGUUGGAAGAUUUAAUAUUGUUAAACUACCCAUACUGUGCCAAAUAUGAUCUACAGAUUUGCUGCAUCCCUAUUUAAAUCCCAGUGGUAUUUUUCACAUAAAUAGAACAAAUAAACUUAAAUUUUGUAUAGAGUUACAAAAGACCCUAAAUAACCAAAAUCUGUCUUGCUAGUGAAGGGGGCCAGAGCAUUAACAGCAAUAGGGGAUUUGCCUUGCGUGCGCCAACCCAGAUUCAAUGUCUGGCACCCUAUCUGGUCCCCCAAUCUCCCCCAGGGGUGGCCUCUGAACACAGAGCAGGAGUAAGCCCGUAACGCAGCUGGAUGUGUCUCAAAAAAAAAAAACAAACCAAAACAAAACCUAAUACACUAAUCACUUGAUUUAAAAACCACCAAAGCAGAGAUUGUUCUGGACCCCAAGGAAGGUUGAGUUCAGGCUUCCCUGGAGAUGGGAGGUGGGCAUGAGGCCAGCAUCUGCCCAAACAGAACCCCAGCAGCCAAAACCCUCCACACUCCAUAGUCGCUGCCAUGCUCCAGGCCAGACUCCACUGCCAGGGACAAGCCUCACCCAGAAAUUAAUCUAUUGAAAAUCUUGAGUGUGUGGGUUUUGUAACUGAAAUCUCCAAGCUUUCAGAGUCAGGGAUGGUCUCUCCCCUAUAUCUCCCUGUACUUCCAGAAGCCCUGCCAGUCACGCACAGGCCCCAAAGUGCCACCCAGUUUAAAAUUAAACUCCAACUGUAUUACCUCAUUAAAAAUUUCCUGGAGCAGCAUCUGAAUCUCUACAACACUGAUAAACCAGGAGUAGUACACCAAAUUGGAUGGGAUGUAUGUAGAAUGCAUCCAGUCUCCAUUAAGGAAAUAUCUUCACAGAAAGCUUAACCUGUAAUAACAUUUUAGUAAUCUUUUAUAUAAGGGCUUAAUAGCUACAUGGUGAGAUAUGCAAUAUUCACUAAUUUUCCUCUGAGGAAACAUUUUUUGAUCAUUCUUUUAGCAAAUCAUAACAAGCAAUAUGAAAGAAAUUAUUGCUGUGGGGGCAGACCUAGGGGUGGUUGGAAAAAUUGGGAAUAAUUAUGGUGGGAAGGUGCAAUGGUGGUGGAAUUUGUCAUUGAUAUAUAAAAUGUCUGUAACAAAUUGGCGUGAACAACUUUGUAAACCACAGUGUUUAGAUAAGGUGGAAGGGGAAAAUAAAAUUUAAAAUAAGUAAACAAAAACCCACUGAGAAACCUGAGUAGAUAUUUUUCCAACGAGGACAUACAAAAUACUAAAAGGUACAUAAAAAGGUAUUCAGGAUCACAAUUCAUCAGGAAAACAUAAAUUUAACCCUCAGUAGCAUGACCUCAAACCUGUUAGGAUGGUUAGUGCCAAAAAAAAUAGAUAAGUGUUGCUGAUAAAGUAAACAAAAGAUAACCCUUGAAUCUAUCAGUGGGGAUGUAAACUAGUGUUGUUGCUGUCAAGAGCAGCCUGGAGAGUCCUGAAGAAUUUAAAAUUAGUCAUUUUUAAAAUACUGCUUAGUAUCUACCCCGAAGACAUAAAAACAUUCAUUUGAAACGAUGAACACCUAUAUUCAUUACAACACUUAGUACAACAGCCAGGAUAUGGAGAUAGCCCAGGUGUCCAACAGAAGAUUGAACAUUGAAGUUAAGGUACCUAUACUCAGUGGAAUACUACACAGCAGCAAGGAAUGAUAAAAUCAUGCAAUUGGAUGGACUUGGAAAAUCUCGUGUUAUGAAGUAAGUCACAGAUAUUUUCACAUAUCUGUUGGUUUAUGUAUGACAUGUUUAGUGAACAGAAGAUAGUAAAGGUGGGCAAAACAUUGGCUCUAAAUUGCAGUAACAAAAAUGCCAAAGAAGGAGAAUAUUGGAGGUGGAGAGCAAGAAGAGGAGGUCUGGAAAUAGCCCGGGGCAAGAGACAAAGACCUUGGGUCCGUCUGGUGUAGAGACAAGGAAUGUGUAUGUAUCUAAACCACUAGACCCAGCACUACUGACAGCAUGUAGCCCAAACUUAAACAUGUGUCUCCAGGGGCUGUACUUCAGAGAUAGUACAUCAGGUAGGAUACUGUCAUUCCACAUGAUCAUCAGAGCCCACCAGAAUCCCUGAUCACAGAACCAGGAGCCAGGGUUACAUAAGCCCUACACAUAGCCAGGUAUGGCCCCCAAACAAACAGACAAACUAUGUCUUCAAGGAAUCAGACAGAGGUUGGAGGGAAACAUUGAUGGAGGGAUGGGGUCAGGGGUACUCUGUGGGAUUGGAGGUGGAAACAUUGUGUGCUUGAAACUUUAUUGUAAAUCAUAUCUAAAUUUUAAAAUAUUUAAAUAUUUUUUUUAAUUUUAAAACUUAAGGUUAGAUAUGAUAACCUUUCAGUUCCUAUAGUGCAAAUCAUAAUGCCAAAAGGACAGGAGAGAGAGAAAGAGAGAGAGA
Molecule: messenger RNA, 8237 nt
Organism: Sorex araneus (European shrew)
Lineage: Eukaryota; Metazoa; Chordata; Mammalia; Eulipotyphla; Soricidae
Gene: ZRANB3
Product: zinc finger RANBP2-type containing 3
Exons: 21
Coding region: 284-3523 (1079 amino acids)
Biological process (GO): replication fork processing; DNA repair
Cellular component (GO): nuclear replication fork
Molecular function (GO): ATP-dependent chromatin remodeler activity; nucleic acid binding; endonuclease activity
Source: RefSeq, a predicted model, not a curated record